Branchiostoma floridae (Florida lancelet) is the source of this 2158-nucleotide messenger RNA. RefSeq names its product beta-1,3-galactosyltransferase 1-like. Bases 715 to 1671 code for a protein of 318 amino acids. The transcript is spliced from 3 exons. NCBI's taxonomy places the organism in Eukaryota, Metazoa, Chordata, Leptocardii, Amphioxiformes, Branchiostomatidae. Gene Ontology annotation, molecular function: hexosyltransferase activity. Gene Ontology annotation, cellular component: membrane. The record is from RefSeq and is a predicted model, not a curated record.
AUAGUUGUUGUGAAACACAUUAGUCUUCUACCAGACUCUAGUAGUUGUGAAACACAUAGUCUUCUACCAGACUAUGUGGAUGUAUUGAAACACAUAGUCUUCUACCAGACUCUAGUUGUUGUGAAACACAGUCUUCUACCAGGCUAUAGUUGUUGUGAAACACAUACAGUCAAACCUGCCCAAGCAACCACCUGUUCUUAGCGACCACCUGGUCAUUACGACCGUUAUUUCUCGCUCCCGAAAAUUUUACCUAUUGAGACGUAAACAUUAAGCUACCUCAUUACAACGACCACAUGGCCAACUCCUGUGUGUAUUUGAGAUGAAAACAACCUCAUACCUUCGCCAAAACCUUAAUGGUAUACGUGACACCCCAACUGGGUACAUGUAAAAUAGGAACAGGUAAUAAGACCCUUCAGAACGCCAGGACUACAUGUAACACGAACAGGUUACCUGAACCAUGCAUCUCACAAUCGUUCUUUUGAACGCUCCACAGAGAAUGGUAGGCUCAAUGACAAUGAAUACAAGGCGCUGUUUUUCUGGGUGUCGGACUGUCGGAGUCCGUUUACUGUGACCUUAGUAGUCAUUCCCACCUCCAACCUGCAGACAUUAUCACCCACCAAGCACUCCCAGUCAGAGACAGGCAGGAGAUAGCUGACGCCCCGUCUUCAAUAUAUCUUUAGAGGUACUACAGCGGACAAGGCAGAAGGGCUCCACAUGGUUCGCGUCAAGUUAAAGAUUGUCGUGAAGACAGUCUUCAUCUUGUGCAUCAUGGUAGGAAGCGUCUACGUCUUACUACCCAGGAACCUUUGCGAAAGAGAUACAAGCAGUAUUUGGAACUCCACCUCUAACGCAGAAGGGAAUCCACACAACUACACACUCAUCCUCAACAACCCCGGGAGAUGUGACGUCACUAGUGAUGACGUGUUUCUCCUCGUCAUGGUGACGUCAACCCCGGGAAACCGCGAGCAGAGGCUCGCCAUCCGCAACACGUGGGGCAACGAGGCUAACGUGAAGGGGACUAUCAUCAGAACAGUGUUCGCGGUAGGGUUGACACAAGACGCUAAGAUGCAAGGAGAUCUGGAACAGGAAAACGGUGUCUACAAGGACAUAAUUCAGGAGGACUUCGUCGACUCGUAUCGGAACUUGACCCUGAAAACCGUCAUGUGUCUAAAGUGGGCAUCGGAGUUCUGCCCCAACGCCAAGUUCGUUUUAAAAACUGACGACGACACUUUUGUGAACAUCUUUAACCUCGUUAGACGUCUUAGGAGGCUAAAAGGUACUCAGGCAAGGAGGUUCGUGACAGGGCGCGUCUUCACAGGAGCCAAACCGGUCAGAGAAACAGCCGAUAAAACAGAAGCGCGGUGGUGCCUGACCAAAGGAGACUAUCCCCGAGACUCCUUCCCACCAUACCCCGGGGGAAACGCUUACGUCAUUUCCAAUGACAUCACGCGACUGAUAUACGAAGUGUCCUUGACUGUGCAGUACUUGUUUAUCGAAGACGUGUACUUUGGUCUUUGUCUGGAGAAACUUGGGAUCCACCCGGAGCACAACGGAGAGUUCGUCUUUGGGAGGGACGUACACUCCUGUGAAGACAAGAAAAUAGCUUCCCAUUGGUUGAAAACUCCUGGUGCCAUGGUUCGGGCCUGGCAGAACCUCAUCCGCAGUUGCUAGCGUUUGUAUUUGUCUACAUUCUUGCUACUGACCACCUCUGUAUACCUGGCCAUUGAUAUAGUCAAACCUUUGCGUCUGCCCAAUGAGUCAUCAACUUAUUGAGGUUUGGCACAUAAACAAAGAAACACCGGCCAUUGAUAUGCGGUGAAGCCUGUACUUGUGAUCACCUCUACAUAAGGACCACCUGCCCAAUGAUAUUGUGAAACUUGGUACUAGUGACCACCUCUACAUUACAAACCACCUGGCUAUUGAUAUGCAAUGAGGUCUGUACUGGUGACCACCUUUAUAUAAGGACGAGUGAGUUGGUACAUGAGUCAGAAGGAACAGACUAAAGCACAAAGUUGAGAAGUAGAUUUCAAACAGAUAAAAAAGUGGUGUAACGAGAUUGUUUGCCCACAAUCAGAUGUUUUCUUUGAAACGGUCUUGAAUAACAAACCGCUGCCCUGAUCAUUCUUACUUGAACACAUUCAUAUAUAUAUAUAUAUGU